Salvia splendens (bonfire salvia) is the source of this 1206-nucleotide messenger RNA. RefSeq names its product vestitone reductase. The transcript is spliced from 4 exons. The record is from RefSeq and is a predicted model, not a curated record. Bases 89 to 1099 code for a protein of 336 amino acids. Gene Ontology annotation, molecular function: oxidoreductase activity, acting on the CH-OH group of donors, NAD or NADP as acceptor. Lineage: Eukaryota; Viridiplantae; Streptophyta; Magnoliopsida; Lamiales; Lamiaceae.
AUCUUCAGCCGGCUGGAACACUUGUCCAAGAGAAAAAGACACGUACGGCUCUCCUUCACCUCCCCAAUAUUUAAACAUACAUACAUCCAUGGCUCCAUUUGAGAAAGAGAGCAAAAUGAUGAAUGAAAACCAAAAAACAGUGUGUGUGACUGGUGGAACUGGUUUUCUUGGAUCAUGGACUAUCAAGAGACUACUCCAAGAUGGCUACUCCGUCAACGCCACCGUCAGGCUCCCCCCAGAGGGCAAAAGGGACAUUAGCUACAUAACAAAUCUCCCCGGCGCGGCGGAGCGCCUGAAGAUCUUCAACGCCGACUUGGACGAGCCGGAGUCUUUCUGCCCGGCUGUCCAAGGAUGCUACGGCGUCUUCCACAUGGCCCACCCGCUCGACUUCGCCGACAACGAGGCCGAGGAGGUCAAGCUCAAACGAGUCACCUCCGCCCUACGCGGAAUUCUGCGCAUCUGCGCCGACACCAAAACGGUCAGGCGCGUGGUCUACACCUCCAGCAUCUCCACCGCCGCCUUCAAAAGCGGCGGCGGCGUCACCGACGAGAGCUCGUGGACCGACGUCGAGGCCAUCCGCAGCAUGAAGAUGUUCGGUGGUUCGUACAUCGUGACGAAGACGGUGACGGAGAGAGCCGCCAUUGAUCUCGCGGCGGAACUCGGUUUAGACCUGGUUUCGGUGCUGCCGACGUGGAUUACUGGGCCUUUCAUUUGUCCUAAUUUUCCGGACACCGUUUUAGCUUCGUUGGCGUUGCUCAUUGGUGAGAAAGGGUUCUAUCGGCACCUGAAAGAAUCGAGCGUAGUCCACGUGGACGAUGUUGCUAGAGCUCAUAUUCACCUGCUGGAAUAUCCGGAGGCGAAGGGGCGAUACAUCGUGGCGGCGGCUGAGUUCACCAUACAAGAGAUUUGCGAUUUUCUUUCUGCUAAAUAUCCCGAAUAUCCGAUGCCGUCUCCAGAUUUGUGGAAAGAUUUGACACCGGUGAAAUUGUCGGGUCUGUCGACGAAGAAGCUGGAGGCAACUGGGUUCAAGUACGAUAAUGGAUUGGAAGAAAUGUUUGACCACGCCAUUGCAACAUGCAAACACAAAGGGUUUAUGUAGUUUAUAUUGAUGUUAAGGGCAAUUGUUGAAUCAAGUUAGUUUCUAGUAAAGUAAAAGAAAAAAUAAUAUACAGAACAAUCUUAUUUACAUUAUUAUUUUUUCUCUUA